Molecule: messenger RNA, 2679 nt
Organism: Desarmillaria tabescens
Lineage: Eukaryota; Fungi; Basidiomycota; Agaricomycetes; Agaricales; Physalacriaceae
Product: pyrolysin
Exons: 18
Coding region: 1-2679 (892 amino acids)
Biological process (GO): proteolysis
Cellular component (GO): membrane; cell wall
Molecular function (GO): serine-type endopeptidase activity
Source: RefSeq, a predicted model, not a curated record
AUGAAGAUUCCUCACUUGUAUCCCUGGGUUAUUGCUGCCUUGGUAUCCUCGGUAUUUUCGUCUGUGCCACUUUCUAGCAUUGACAAAAAUUCAACUCUGGGUCGCUAUGUUCCUAACGAAUACGUCAUCGAGAUAGCUGAUUUUCAAAACCUUCGACGGAGGACUCUAGGAUCGCUUCAUCAAGAUGUGUAUAGAGAAAUGCGUACAAGGGGUGUUAAUGUUGACGUGAAGAAGGAGUAUGAUGUACCAGGCAUUUUCACUGGGGCAUCAAUGACACUUUCGACACCAGAAGAUGUCGCUCGUGUGAAUGGGAUUCCUGGCGUUCAGGCGAUCAGACCAGUGAUGAAGAUUCCGCCGCCCGAACCCAUUGACAUGUUCAUAGUCGACGAUCCAAACGAUCCUCGUCUUCCUGAUUCGCUGAGCACCCACGUAAUGACGGGGGUCGAUAAGCUUCACGAGGAGGGUUUGUCUGGAAAAGGCAUCAAGAUUGGAAUCAUUGAUACAGGUGUUGAUUACACACAUCCUGCUCUCGGAGGCGCUAUAGGUCCCGGACACAAGAUUAUCGGAGGGUAUGACUUUGUUGGAGAUGCGUACAAUGGAGCAAAUACCCCACAACCUGACAAUGAUCCUCUCGACCAAUGCGCUGGCCAUGGAACCCACGUAGCUGGAAUCAUUGGUGCGAAUCCGAACAAUCCCUUUGGCAUCGUCGGAGUCGCAAACGGUGCAUCUCUCGCUGCUUAUCGCAUCUUCGGAUGCACAGGUAGUACAACCGACGACGUGAUCAUCGAUGCGCUCCUCCAGGGAUACAAAGACAAGAUGGACAUCUUGACACUAUCCCUUGGUGGUGUUGAUGGAUGGACUGAAGGCACGGGCUCAGUGGUAGCGAGUCGAAUUGCUGAAACUGGUAUAGUCGUGACCACUGCUGCGGGGAAUGACGGCGCCUAUGGAUCGUGGUACACAUCCAGUCCGGGAAAUGGCAUUAGCGUCAUCUCAGUGGCUAGUGUUGACAAUACUGUCAUUCCGAUUCAAAACGUCACAGUCAAAGGUGUUGACCAUAACCCAAUUCCUUACCUUGAGGCCGUCCCAUUUAAUGUCACGGGUGAUCUACCGAUCUAUGCGACUUCGACGAAUACUUCCAUCACGGACGAUGCUUGCAAUCCUCUUCCUUCAAACACGCCUGAUUUGUCUGGAUACGUGGUUAUCUUACAUAGAGGUACAUGCGCCUUCACCCAGAAACUUGCCAAUGCAGCGGCGAAAGGUGGAAAGAUCUUCCUGAUAUAUAAUUUUGAUACAGGCGCCUGGGAUUCUAUCGCAGUCGGUAAUUAUACCGCUGCCCUCAUCUCUGCAGAAGACGGAAAAUAUCUUGUGGAACAAUUCGCCGCCAAUGCUCCUAUCGCGUUAAACUUUCCUCAAACUGGAGGUCAAUACAACUUUCCCAACACUCAUGGAGGACUCGUGAGCAGUUUUUCCUCCUACGGACCUACGUUCGACAUGUACUUCAAACCAGCUGUUGCUGCUCCCGGUGGCAAUAUCCUCUCCACCAUUCCAGUGUCUCUAGGCUCCUAUGCUGUGGAAUCGGGCACUUCAAUGGCGACACCUUUCACUGCUGGGGCUGCUGCGCUUAUCCUUUGGUCCAGAGGAAGAAGCGCCGAGGUUGGUCUGGCGGUCAGAGACUUACUGCAAACCACUGCGUCUCCGAUUCUGUCGGAAAACACAGAGGGUUCUCUAUUGCAAACGGCCACUCAGCAAGGAGCUGGACUCAUUCAGGUGAAUCGCGCUGUGCAUACAACCACGAGAGUGACGCCAGGACAACUCUUGUUGAACGACACGGCAAACUUCCGGUCAUCCCAAACCAUUACUAUCACUAAUUCAGGACGGGAGAAGGUCAGAUACCAAUUAGAACAUGUCGCUGCUGGUACCGCCAUGACCAUUCGAGACGCCUCCAUCUUUGCUUCUUUGGGACCUGUACCCCUUACCAAUGCCACUGCAAGAGUCAGGAUCCGCCCGAAAUGCCUCGUCGUCGGUCCUGGUGAAUCGAAAAAUGUUUCGAUAUCAUUCACGGCACCUACAGUCGACACGUCCUCGCUCCCCGUCUUUUCUGGUUUCAUCAACAUCGUUGGUGCCAAUGAGACGCUACACGUCACUUAUUUGGGUGCUGCUGCAGCUUUGAAAGACCGGACUAUCAUCGAUGAUACAGAUUCGUAUUUUGGUGUUACUCUUCCGGUCAUACUCGGUGGGGCGGGGAAUGUACAGACGGACCCGACGAACUACACGUUGGUGGGGGGUGAUAUCCCUACGGCGGUGUUCAGGAUGGCGUUUGGGUCUCCUGCUCUUUCGUUUGACCUGGUUGACAAGGAUACGACUGUCGAAAAUCCGAUUCCAAGACGAGGUCUUCUAUUAUUCAGCGGUUUGUUCGAACCUGCAGAGAAGACAUUUCAGACUAUUGGUUCGCUAGCAGAGGUGGCUUAUGUACCGAGGAAUUCUGAUGCUAGCGAUGCCGCAGAUAACGGAUACAGCGCAUUAUCGAUUCUUGGAACCUUUGCGAAUAAUUCGCAGAUUCCUAAUGGGCAGUACCGUGUUCUGAUGAGGGCGCUAAGAGUGGCUGGUGACCCGUCGAAUGAGAGGGAUUAUGAGAGCUGGCUAAGUCCAAUUAUUGGUAUCGAUGCUACGAGUCCGUAG